This is a messenger RNA of Globicephala melas (long-finned pilot whale), 1663 nucleotides long. It is a transcript of the gene RORC, whose product is annotated as RAR related orphan receptor C. Gene Ontology annotation, molecular function: RNA polymerase II cis-regulatory region sequence-specific DNA binding; oxysterol binding; nuclear receptor activity. Gene Ontology annotation, cellular component: nucleus. Gene Ontology annotation, biological process: regulation of transcription by RNA polymerase II. Lineage: Eukaryota; Metazoa; Chordata; Mammalia; Artiodactyla; Delphinidae. The record is from RefSeq and is a predicted model, not a curated record.
CCCUCCUGGGCAGCCAGGGCAGCAAGGACGGCACCAAGGGAGUUGCCCCAUGGACAGGGCCCCACAGAGACACCACCGAGCCUCGCAGGAGCUGCUGGCUGCAAAGAAGACCCACACCUCACAAAUUGAAGUGAUCCCUUGCAAAAUCUGUGGGGACAAAUCAUCUGGGAUCCAUUACGGGGUUAUCACCUGUGAGGGGUGCAAGGGUUUCUUCCGCCGGAGCCAGCAGUGUAACGUGGCUUACUCCUGCACCCGUCAGCAGAACUGCCCCAUUGACCGCACUAGCCGAAACCGAUGCCAGCACUGCCGCCUGCAGAAAUGCCUGGCCCUGGGCAUGUCCCGAGACGCUGUCAAGUUUGGCCGCAUGUCCAAGAAGCAAAGGGACAGCCUGCAUGCUGAGGUGCAGAAACAACUGCAACAGCGGCAACAGCAGCAAAGGGAACAAGCGGCCAAGACCCCUCCUGCAGGAGCCCAAGGAGCAGACCCCCUCGCCUGCACCUUGGGGCUCCCAGGUGGGCAGCUGCCCCUGGGCUCCUCGCCUGACCUGCCGGAGGCCUCAGCCUGUCCCCCCAGUCUCCUGAGAGCCCCAGGCUGCGGGCCCUCCUACUCCAACAGCUUGGCCAAGGCCGGGCUCAACGGGGCCUCGUACCACCUGGAAUACAGCCCUGAGCGGGGCAAGACCGACGGCAGAGAGAACUGCUAUGGCUCAGGCAGCCAGCCGACCCCUGACAGGUGUGGACUCCACUUCGAGGACCCCAGGCACCCUGGGCUUGGGGAACCAGGACGGGGCCCGGACAGCUACUUCAGCCCCAGUUUCCGCAGCACCCCAGAGGCGCCUUAUGCCUCCCUGACAGAGAUUGAGCAUCUGGUGCAGAACGUUUGUAAGUCCUACCGAGAGACGUGUCAGCUGCGGCUGGAGGACCUGCUCGGACAGCGCUCCACCGUCUUCUCCCGAGAGGAGGUGGCCGGCUACCAGAGGAAGUCAAUGUGGGAGAUGUGGGAACGCUGUGCCCACCGCCUCACCGAGGCCAUUCAGUACGUGGUGGAGUUCGCUAAGAGGCUCUCGGGCUUUAUGGAGCUCUGCCAGAAUGACCAGAUCGUGCUACUCAAAGCAGGAGCCAUGGAAGUAGUGCUGGUCAGGAUGUGCCGGGCCUACAAUGCUGACAACCAUACAGUCUUUUUUGAAGGCAAAUACGGUGGCAUGGAGCUCUUCCGAGCCUUGGGCUGCAGCGAGCUCAUCAGCUCCAUCUUUGACUUCUCCCACUCCCUGAGUGCCUUGCAUUUUUCCGAGGACGAGAUUGCCCUCUACACGGCCCUCGUCCUCAUCAACGCCAACCGGCCAGGGCUCCAAGAGAAAAGGAAAGUAGAACAGCUGCAGUACAGUCUGGAGCUGGCCUUUCAUCAUCAUCUCUGCAAGACUCAUCGCCACGGCAUCCUGGCAAAGCUGCCACCCAAGGGGAAGCUUCGGAGCCUGUGUAGCCAGCAUGUGGAAAAGCUGCAAACCUUCCAGCAUCUCCACCCCAUCGUGGUCCAAGCUGCUUUCCCUCCACUCUACAAGGAACUCUUCAGCACUGAAAUCGAGUCACCUGAGGGGCUGUCCAAGUGACCUGGAGGAGGGACUCCGUUCCCUUCCCUAGAGCCUCGUGGCUCACCUUCCUCUUGG